UAUAUAUAUUCACCGAAGAAGACUGUAUAUCAUUCAUUUAGAGCAAGAGAAGGAAAAUGGUAGUUAAGUGGAGAGUUGAGAUGAACUCGGCUGCUCCGCAUUUUUUCGUGUUCUUCUUUGUUGUCUUAACAAGCAUAAAAGUUUGCGUCGCAGACUGUGAUAAUUUGCAGGACACUUGCCCAGCAGCUUCACCUGAAGAGCAGACCAUAUUCAUCAAUGGCCUUUCCUGCAAGAACCCCGCAGAAAUAGCUCCUCAUGAUUUCAAGAACAUGGAUUUCGGCGAGGCCGGUUCUACAGACAACAUUGUUCGUUCCUCCAUGAAAAUCAUCUCUGCGCCAGAAUUUCCCGGUCUGAACACUCUUGGCCUCUCAAUUGGUAGAACUGACAUUGGUGUCGAUGGGAUGGUGCGACCGCAUCAGCAUCCAAGAGCGACCGAGAUGAUCUUUGUCGUCGAAGGCGUAUUGGUCGCCGGAUUUCUUGACACAGACAACAAAAUUUUCCAGACAAUGCUCAACGUAGGUGACGUAUUUGUGUUCCCCAGGGGUUUGUUUCACUUCUUUCUGAAUCGUGGUCGUGGGGCUGCCAUACUCUUGUCUGUGUUCAACAGUCGAAAUCCAGGGAUGGAAUCGGUCAAUACCCCACCUCUAGACACAGCCAUAGAUUCAUUACAGAAGCUGAUCCCACUUUCUGAUUCACAUAUUCAUGACUUCGACAAUUUUACUUGGACGGGAUCCGACAGCAUUUUCAGUUUUUAGCAACUUCACGACUUCCUAAAUUAUAUAGUCCGUUUGUAUCUCAGUUCUUUUUUCUUGUUUAAUUGAAACAUGCUACAUGUGUGUGUUGGUGAUUGCAUGAGCUCGUCUAGUAUCCUCAAGUUGGAAUUUUUAAUCCCGUUUAGCCCCUCGUGCAUGUGCAUAAUUGAAGAAGGAACAGAAGCCAAGUAACAAUGGAGUGAAAUUCAAUCCACCUUUUUAAUAAACCCUCUGGGCAAUUCACGUGCCGA
Molecule: messenger RNA, 1003 nt
Organism: Neltuma alba
Lineage: Eukaryota; Viridiplantae; Streptophyta; Magnoliopsida; Fabales; Fabaceae
Product: germin-like protein subfamily 3 member 4
Exons: 1
Coding region: 57-755 (232 amino acids)
Molecular function (GO): manganese ion binding
Source: RefSeq, a predicted model, not a curated record